GAGUCCAAGCUGUGCCUGACCUUUGUGUUCUGACAUUGAUGGCAUCAUUUUUGGUUUUUGCACAAGCAUAGAUUCUCCACCUACACAAUUCUAAGUAGCUCUGGCCUUUCUUCUCAAAUCUGAAGUGGUUUUAGCUGGGGGAGAGGCGGGAGGCUGGUGAUGGUUCUAUACCGAAGAUUCAGAUCAAGAAACAGAGAGGCCAAAGUGAAAAGAAAAUGGUGACUGGGAGCUCGGAAGAUAGAAAAUGGAGGUGGGUUCUUCUUCUUCUUCUUCUUCCUCUCUAUCUCUCUCUCAAACAGCAUUUUGCUUCACUCUGUGCAAUGGGUUUUCUCUCAGUGACAAAAAAAUGGAAGAGGGCGAUGGUUCGAGAACGGUGGAGUCCCUAAGAGGGAGAUUGCUUGCAGAGAGACAAGCUUCAAGGGUUGCUGAAGAAAAUGCGGCUCUUCUGGGCAAGAAGUUGAUAGAACUAGAGAAUCAACUUAAACAAGAGACCAAACUGAGAUACAAAGCUGAAAAAAAGCUCCAAGUUUUUAUGAAGAAACUUGAAUCCUUGAACAUUUCCACCAUAUCUGUGGAAUCAGAGCGGUCCAGCUCGUCAGAAAAGGGGGAAAUGUCUUGUACAUCAUCCACUAUUACCUCAGAUUCCAAAAACCAGGAAGAAGAUGAAUCCAAGUCCCAAUUCACAAGCCCAGAAAUCUCAGAAGACCUGGAGCACAAUGCAUCAGAAACUACUUCUACAUCCACUAAAAAUCCUUCUAGUCCUUCCACUGAAAAAGAUUCUGGGUCUCUGGGUACUGCUAAUUCCAAAUCUAACUCCAAGCUCAAUGAUCCUUCCCAGCACAGAUUCAGCUAUAAGUUGAGUACCAGCUCUGAAGAUCCAAACACUGAUAAUCAUAGUUGUUCAAGCUUAAAAUCUUCGAUAGUAGAUAAUGAGAGUGAUCAAGCGGACAAAGUUGAUAACUCAUUGGCAUUAGUUGCGGUGAGUUUUCCGGUGACAUCAAAGACCGUUGAGGUGAAGCCACUAAAUCAAAGUGUUCGCGAAGUUCUUGAUGCUCUAAGGCAUGCCAGGGAAAAACUUCAGAGCUCAAUGCAGAGAAGACAUAUGAUUCAAGCUGGCCCAGCUUACACUCACUUCUGCAAGUAGUAAUUAUGUCAAUUUCCUUUAUAUAAUAAUACUACAGAAAAGAAAGAGGCAAGUCAGUAAGAUAUAGUCAUUUGUGUUACUUUUGCAAGGAAACAAACAGAGGUGGAGAGCAGGGAAAUAUGUAAUAUUAUCUAUCAAUCUAGCCGU
Messenger RNA from Juglans microcarpa x Juglans regia, 1291 nucleotides. Its product is annotated as A-agglutinin anchorage subunit-like. The transcript is spliced from 3 exons. Bases 245 to 1144 code for a protein of 299 amino acids. The record is from RefSeq and is a predicted model, not a curated record. NCBI's taxonomy places the organism in Eukaryota, Viridiplantae, Streptophyta, Magnoliopsida, Fagales, Juglandaceae.